Messenger RNA from Prunus armeniaca (apricot), 2517 nucleotides. Lineage: Eukaryota; Viridiplantae; Streptophyta; Magnoliopsida; Rosales; Rosaceae. The record is from the annotation of a GenBank genome assembly.
AUGCUGGAUCUGGGUCCGUUCACAGACCCGAACUUCGACCCGAAGAAGUGGGUGAACUCGGCGUGUCAAAGUCGGCACCCACAGGACUCAGUCGACAAGCACCUGGUGGAUCUCGAGAUGAAGCUCCAGAUGGUGUCGGAGGAGAUCGCAGCUUCGCUCGAGGAGCAGAGCGCCUCCUCCCUCCUCCGCGUCCCACGUGCCACACGUGACGUCGUUCGCCUCCGGGACGACGCCGUCACACUCCGCUCGGCCGUCUCCUCCAUCCUCGACAAGCUCAAGAAGGCAGAGGGAUCCUCAGCUGAGUCUAUAGCGGCGCUUGCGAAAGUUGAUAUAGUGAAGCAGAGGAUGGAAGCUGCAUAUAAGACAUUGCAGGAUGCUGCUGGGUUAACUCAACUGAGUGCAACCGUGGAGGACGUGUUUGCUAGUGGUGAUCUUCCUCUCGCUGCUGAACAUUUAGCCAGCAUGAGGCAUUGUUUAUCUGCUGUUGGGGAGGUUGCUGAAUUUGCUAACAUAAGGAAGCAACUUGAGGUCUUAGAGGAUAAGCUUGAUUCAAUGGUGCAACCACGUCUAACAGAUGCAAUAUCCAAUCGCAAGGUUGACAUUGCUCAAGAUUUGCGUGGAAUUCUCAUUCGAAUUGGGAGAUUCAAGUCCAUGGAAUUACAUUAUACAAAAGUUCACCUAAAGCCCAUAAAGCAGCUCUGGGAAGAUUUUGACUCAAAACAACCACCGCCUAAUAAGCUUGCUACUGAGAAAUCUCAAGUUGAAAGGCUAUCCACUACUAGUGAAUCUCAAUCAACUGCUCCCACAAUUCUUUUCUCCAGCUGGCUUCCAAAUUUCUAUGAUGAGCUGCUACUUUAUCUUGAACAAGAAUGGAAGUGGUGUACGGUUGCCUUUCCUGAGGAUUAUAAAUCUCUUGUUCCAAAGCUGCUAGUUGAGACAAUGGCAGCUGUUGGGGCUAGUUUUGUUUCUCGUAUCAACCUUGCGACCGGAGAUGUUAUUCCUGAAACAAAAUCAUUAGCAAAAGGUAUAUUAGAUAUUCUCUCGGGUGAUAUGCCAAAGGGUAUCAAGAUCCAGACAAAGCAUCUGGAGGCUUUGAUUGAAUUACACAACAUGACCCAGACCUUUGCAAGGAAUAUUCAGCACUUGUUUUCAGAAUCUGAUCUCCGUGUUUUAAUGGAUACGCUAAAGGCAGUGUAUCUUCCAUAUGAAUCAUUUAAACAGAGGUAUGGACAGAUGGAGCGAGCUAUACUUUCUGCUGAGAUUGCUGGGGUGGAUCUAAGGGGUGCUGUUACUCGUGGUGUGGGAGCUCAGGGAAUUGAACUUAGUGAAACAGUUCGCAGAAUGGAGGAAUCCAUUCCCCAAGUAAUUGUACUUCUUGAAGCAGCCGUUGAGAGAUGCAUCAGCUUGACUGGAGGUUCUGAGGCAGAUGAGCUAAUUCUUGCAAUUGAUGAUAUAAUGUUACAGUAUAUUUCUACCUUGCAAGAAACCCUGAAAUCAUUAAGAGUUGUCUGUGGAGUGGAUCAUGGUAGUGAUGGUCUUGGUUCAAAGAAGGAGGUGGGAUUGGAUAAGAAGGAUGGCCAAAGUGCACGUAGAGUUGAUUCGAUUUCAAAUGAGGAGGAGUGGUCCAUUGUGCAAGGUGCUCUGCAAAUCCUCACAGUUGCAGAUUGUCUAACUAGCAGAUCCUCUGUAUUUGAAGCUUCUCUGAGAGCUACUCUUGCUAGAUUAAGCACAACUCUCUCUGUUUCAGUUUUUGGUUCAAGUGUGGACCAAAACCUGUCACAUGUUCCUAGUGAUGACGGAAAUGGGGAACCUUCUUUGGGUGGAAGGGCUGCCUUGGAUGUGGCAGCUGUGCGGCUCAUUGAUGUUCCUGAGAAGGCUCGAAAACUCUUUAACCUUUUAAAUCAGUCUAAAGAUCCCCGGUUUCAUGCACUUCCACUUGCGUCUCAGAGAGUUGCCGCAUUUGCUGACACAGUUAAUGAACUUGUAUAUGAUGUUCUUAUCUCUAAAGUACGACAACGCCUCAGUGAUGUUUCUCGGUUGCCAAUAUGGUCCUCAGUUGAAGAACAAAGUGCUUACCAUCUCCCAACCUUCAGUGCUUACCCUCAGGCCUAUGUAACUAGCAUUGGUGAAUAUCUUCUUACUUUACCACAGCAGUUGGAGCCUCUUGCGGAGGGUAUCUCCAACAGUGAUGCUAACAAUGAUGAAGCCCAGUUUUUUGCAACAGAAUGGAUGUUCAAGGUCGCAGAAGGUGCCACUGCUCUUUACAUGGAGCAACUGCGAGGGAUUCAGUACAUCACGGAUCGAGGAUCGCAACAGUUAUCUGUUGACAUUGAGUAUCUAAGUAAUGUUCUUUCUGCCUUGUCAAUGCCAAUUCCUCCGGUCCUUGCCACAUUUCACACCUGCCUUUCAACCCCAAGAGACCAGGUCAAAGAUCUUCUCAAGUCAGAUUCAGGAAAUCAGCUUGAUCUUCCAACUGCAAACCUUGUAUGUAAGAUGCGGCGUUUGAAUCUAGAAUAG